Daldinia loculata is the source of this 1370-nucleotide messenger RNA. RefSeq lists its product as uncharacterized. The transcript has a single exon. The record is from RefSeq and is a predicted model, not a curated record. Lineage: Eukaryota; Fungi; Ascomycota; Sordariomycetes; Xylariales; Hypoxylaceae. Bases 156 to 1250 code for a protein of 364 amino acids.
ACCACUUUAAACUUCCGGACAUCAACUUACCCUUUUCCAACGUGCGUAUCUACGAGGUAUUUAUAUAUAUCAUCUAGGUACUGCACAGGCUGCUUUUAUAUUAUUUAUUCCAGUAAAAUCAAUCAUACAGGGAAUUAACCUGCCGUACUGGCAGCAUGCGACGUGCCUCAAUGACCAAGCGUCAAGUAUGCUUUAUAGUAUGUAUCCUCCCUUGCGCAGCAGUAUACUACUGCCUAAAAUACACCCUGCGCGCCGUCGAAGAAACCCUCGAUGUCGUAUACAGCGCCCAACAACGCCACCGCAUUAAGACGCGCAAGCGUCCUAAAUCAAAGCCUCUAGCUGUAAUCCCGUCCGUGUCUAAGGGAACAUCCGCUUCCGCCCCCACCAAAACUUCCUUCCUACACUUGCCCCCGGAGAUCCGCCUCAUGAUAUACCGCCUGGUCCUCGGGGGCCCGGCCAUCAUGCAAGUCCGCCCCACGUACUCGGUGCGCGGCCCCCGCCCCAAGACAUGGGCGUCUAGACAGGGGAUCCGCGACGACGCAGACGAGCCGAGCAAGGCGCUCCGUCUAACCAUUGGUCUCGGCGGCUCGCCUCUGCGCCAACUAGUCUCGCCGCCGCGCGCCGGGUGCGUCGUCUACGGAUGCGUGUCGCAGCUGAUCUGCGGCGAAACGCACUACUUCGCCCUAACCCGGCACCGCCGCGACGAAACCGUGUACUACACGGACCUGAUGCGCACCAGCCGCGUCGUGUACGGAGAGGCUUUGGACUUGCUGUAUGCGGAACACACAAUUUCGCUGUUCGGCGUGGAAAUGGCGCGGUAUUUCUGCCGCAACGCUAGUCCGGAGGGCAUGAAGCGCAUACGCUUUGCGCAUGUGGCGCUUAUCAUCCCGUCUUCAAGUUGGAAUUCCCCGUUGCAGAAGAAGAAUGUUAAGGAUACUAUGAAAUUACUACGGGACUCGCUGCCGCAUUUAAGACAGCUGGAUGUCGAGGUAGCGGUGACGUGGGGGCAGCCGAAGAACGCGGGACGUUUCUGGAGCUGGUUGACGGGUGAUGGUGUGCUGGGGCAGUUUAGCGGGCUGGAGAAGUUUGUGCUGAAGGCGCCGGUGUAUUUGCCGUUUACGAGGCGGCCCUAUGGGAACUGGGCGGCGUGGACGCCGCAGUAUGAAUUGCUGGAGUCGUGGGAUGAUGGGGAGUAUCAGGCGUUGAAGGCGAGGGUAACGAGUUCGGAUGAGGCGGUGGCAUCCUCUUGAAUUAUUGUUUGGAUCUGGUAUCUUUGGCAUGCAUUACCCCUUACGAAUUAACAAUAAUGCGUUUAGAGGCGCUGUAUGCUGGAUCAUCACAUUAGAAGCCUACGCUAUCUAUUUGAGGAA